CUUUUGCGACCUUGACAACGCUGGACGCCGUUUCAGGAAAUUUAGCGAAAGGAAUAAAAUGUAUAAGAGAGAAAAGUCGUUAAAUAUUAAAGGAUCAGCAUCAGCUGUGUGUAAUAAUUUAAGUGUUAAUGUUCAGCCUGAUAAAGAUCGUAUUACUUAUGCCGUUGUUCAUAAAAGCGUUGUAAAUAUUACAACGUCUUCUGUAGACGGUAGGAAUAUUGCAGCCAGGCAAGUUGUUUGCAAAGAACAAUCAUCGACAGCAUCGUGUAUCAUUAUUCAAGCUAAAAUUGUAACAGUAGCUGGAAGACAAAUCUUAGUUGUAACUUCUCAAAAGGGAAUCCAUAUGUACGAGUUGGAAGGUCUUCUACCAAUAUACGCGCAUACUCUCCCAGAACCUGAACCAGCUUGUACAUGCACUCUAGCCAAAGGAAUAGCUGUUUUAUUAAAUAAUGUUAUUACAAUUGGAACGUAUGAAGGACAUGUAAUGGUUUUAAGCAUUCCAGGAAAAGGUAAUAACAUUCAGUUGGUGGAAACUCUUAGAAACCAUUCUUUUCCGAUAUCGGCUCUUGAUGGAAUUGGAGAUAUCCUUGCCGUUGUGGACGAGAGAGGACAAAUAUCUACAUGGAGAGCUGGUCAACCCUUUGAGAAGCUGCUCGUCGGAACUGUUGGUAUAAAUCCGAGUGAUUGCGUCACCUCAUUAGUUUUGUGCCCCAACGACUUAAUAGCUUGCUCAACGACUUCGGGAUGCAUACGCUUUCUCUCCUUUCAAACGUGUUGUACCUUAGCCCAUAUUGACGCACAUGCUCGUUGCAUAACAAGUUUAAGCAUCGCUCCCUCAUCCGGCUUGAUCCUCAGUACUUCAGAAGAUUCAACUGUUAGAGUUUGGAAAGUAGCUAGAUCUAAAUCCGACUUAGAUAUCAAACUAGAAUUUUCGGAACACAUAAAAGAUGCGCAACUCCAAGGAGGAGCUUUCCUAAGCCCAAAUGGAUACGCAUUCGCGGCAAGCUAUUACGAUAGUAGCGAGCUAGUAUUUUUUACUUUUAAAUAAUCAAGACUAAAUUAAAGCUGGGUAAAAUAAAAGUUCUUAAAAGUUCUUUAAUUUUUAAAGAUAAGAUUUUAAAUUUCAUUUUCAACAGACCGUUCAGGAAAUUUACUAUAAAGAUCUCAUUCAAUUUGUCUUAGUCCAUAAUUAACGUAAUUAGUAUUAUAUAACAUUCACUUCACUAAAAUGCAACAAUAAUAAGAGAAGAGCGUGAUUUUACCAUGUUGUUAUUCAUUCUAUUGCAUUCAUAAUAUUUAGCAAUUUAUCUAAUUGUAAGUUUGUUUAAACGCAAGAAUUUUAUAUAAUUCAAAGAAGGAUUAUACUAAUAUUUUAUGAAACUGAAUAUAUGGGGAAAAUGAUUUACACACCUAAAGGAGACAAAAAAAUCCUUAAGAAAGCCGUAUUUUUCUCUCUUUCAAAACAGUACAAUACUAAUGUUGAUUGCAAGUUGUCAUUGUUUCAAUACAUUGUGAAAAAGGAAAAAUAUAUCCUACUUGAAAGGAAUUAUUAUACUAAAAUAAUAAAAAAAAAAACUUGCACAAUAUAAACCUUAUAAGUAGAGAUAUUUGUAUAACUUUUACAAACAAAGGCAAACACUGUACAUUAGCUGGAAAUGAGUUCAUUAUGUGUAAGUAAUAGUAAAAUUUGUUUAAUACACUUACACGCUUGAAAAAUAGCUUG
This is a messenger RNA of Dimorphilus gyrociliatus, 1723 nucleotides long. NCBI's taxonomy places the organism in Eukaryota, Metazoa, Annelida, Polychaeta, Dinophilidae. The record is from the annotation of a GenBank genome assembly.